Ostrinia furnacalis (Asian corn borer) is the source of this 1749-nucleotide messenger RNA. RefSeq names its product putative nuclease HARBI1. The record is from RefSeq and is a predicted model, not a curated record. The transcript is spliced from 4 exons. Bases 258 to 1313 code for a protein of 351 amino acids. Lineage: Eukaryota; Metazoa; Arthropoda; Insecta; Lepidoptera; Crambidae.
ACUAAGUUUAAAACUGGUUUUAAACCUGGUCCUAACUAUGGACUAGAAAAAUUCUUAUUACAAAACAAGUUUUAGCACUAAUUCUGGAACUAUGUGUGGUACUAAAGAUAAAACCGCAAGACCCCUAGUUUAAGCUUGGACCAAAUUUUAGUAAUCUGUGAACAUUUGACUUUGACGUCUUUAUCUUAUGUCAAAUGUCAAAUCGCUUUUGUGAAUUGGUUAAUUUGUGGUUAAUUCGUUUCCAAUUUUGAUCUAAAAUGGAUAUAAAUGACAUGGAUCUGAUGGAUUUUGAGGACAUGGAUUCUAUUGAACCGUCUCGGCAAACCAUACGAUACCGUCGCCGAGCAAAUCCGUUUUUACUAGAAGAACCUGACUUCAAAAGUAAAUACCGUUUUUCGAAAAGUUUUGGGCAAAAAUUGUUGGAUUUGUUACGAGAGGAUUUGGCACACGAUCCUCGAGGCUGCCCCUUAAGCCCUGAGCUGCAGGUGGUUUGCGCCUUACGCAACUGGGCUCGCCACGAAAUUCAAGAUGAUACAGCUGAUUUGCAUGGUGUAUCACAACCAGUUAUCAGCAAGACAUGCAAAGAGGUGGCAGAAUGCCUCUCAAGAAUUUCCCGAAGAUUUAUCAAAAUGCCUGCAACAUUGAUAGAUCAAGAAGAGAGUAUGAGGAAAUUCCGAAGCAUAGCUGGCUUUCCUAUGGUAAUAGGUGCAAUAGAUUGCACUCAUAUAAGAAUAAAAAAAGUGAGCGCCGAUGGGGGUCAAUUGUACAUCAAUAGGAAAGGAUACCCUUCAAUUAAUGUACAGGUGGUAUGUGAUGCUGACCUGAAAAUCAUGGACAUUGUUACCAGAUGGCGUGGCAGUGUGCAUGAUUCACGGAUUUUUAGGGAAUGCAGACUAAAAGAAAGGUUUGAGGCUGGUGCGUUUUCUGGGUUAUUACUGGGCGACAGUGGGUAUCCUUGUACAUCUUAUUUAUUUACUCCUUUGCUAAAUCCCUCAACGCAGGCGGAAGAAAAUUAUAACCGCUGCCACAUCCGCACAAGGAAUACUGUGGAGAGGUGUUUUGGACUCUGGAAGCAACGUUUUCGUUGCCUUCUUAGAGGUAUGUUUGGUGAUAUAGAAACUGCCAAAAAAACUAUUGUUGCUUGUGCUGUCCUGCACAACCUCGCGAUUGACAUGAGAGAAGACGUGUUUCCUGAGGAGGAAGAUCCCCAAGAACAAACGUCAUCGCAAGAGCCAGUGGUGCAGGCAGCUAUUCGAAAUACUGUAAGAGGAAGUAUUAGAAGGAGACAAUUUAUAGAAACACAUUUUAAUUGAAAUACAUAAUAAAUGUAUUUUAAUGAAUAAAUGUGCUAUAUUGUCUCACAUAAUUCAUCACAAGCUUCUGGACUGGACCGGAUUUGGAAUAAGUAUCAACAGCUAGUACAUCACCCACCUCCGAUUCAUGGACGAUAUUGCCUCUCAACAAUGGUUUUCAAAAUUAAUAUGGACCUGAAUUGGCUGGGCAGCAUUCUGGAAGCUUCGCGAACAUUCACGUCCCAAAUACCGCAGUGUCUCAUCAAGACGAAAGUUUUGACCACUGUGUGUUGCCAGUGAUGACAUAAAAUAUGGAACAGACAAUGCAUCAGCCUUAACCUCAUCAACAGUAGUGCAUUAACGGGCUCAAAUUCUCCAAUCACCAGCUUCACUGCCGGAAGCUUACAGCGGCCUAGACAGGCAGCUCGCUUUUUGGGUUAUUUGGAGUAGGAAGAUA